Penaeus chinensis is the source of this 4377-nucleotide messenger RNA. RefSeq names its product UDP-N-acetylhexosamine pyrophosphorylase-like (gene mmy). The record is from RefSeq and is a predicted model, not a curated record. NCBI's taxonomy places the organism in Eukaryota, Metazoa, Arthropoda, Malacostraca, Decapoda, Penaeidae. Gene Ontology annotation, biological process: UDP-N-acetylglucosamine biosynthetic process. The coding region runs from base 179 to 1786 and encodes 535 amino acids. The transcript is spliced from 14 exons. Gene Ontology annotation, molecular function: UDP-N-acetylglucosamine diphosphorylase activity.
CGAACGCGAGGCAACAGAUGGCGCUGGCGGCCCCCUGACACCACGGCAGCAGACGAAUUUCUCUCGCGCUCGGGCCUCUCUCUGCAACUCUAUGCCACUAUGAGUUCUGAGCGUGAGGGAGAGUCCGUGACUGACCUAAGCUGACCCAACUCCGAAACAAAUUUGCAAGACAGAAAGGAUGGACGUGGCUAACUUGAGAUCUCGUCUAGCUGCCCAUGGCCAAGAGCAUCUCCUGCAGUUUUGGGACACCCUGACGGAGGGGCAGAAGAAGACUGUAUACAAUGACCUCAAUGAGAUGGACUACGAGGAAGUGUGCGGCUUCUUCAAGCGGACGGUGUCCUCCCUGAACGAGGAGCAGACCAAGCUGGACGAGCGCAUGCAGCCAAUCCCGGCCGAGAUGCAUGGCUCCGUGACCCGCACGCCCCUCGAGAAGAUCACCGACUACGAGGAAGCAGGUCUGCAUGAAGUGAGUGAAGGUCGUGUUGGAGUAUUGUUGCUGGCGGGCGGGCAAGGCACCAGGCUAGGAGUGGACUACCCAAAGGGCAUGUACGAUGUCAAGUUGCCAUCAAGGAAGACACUCUACCAGCUGCAGGCAGAGAGGUUGCUGCGACUCCAACAACUUGCAAGGGAAAAGUUUGGCAAGUCUGGAGACAUUCCAUGGUACAUCAUGACCUCGGAGCACACCAAGGAACCUACCAUGGACUUCUUUGCUCGUCACCACUACUUUGGUCUGGAGAAGGAAAACCUGAUCGUCUUCGAACAAGGAAUGCUCCCGUGUUUCACCUUCGAUGGCAAGAUCAUUAUGGAGAAGCCCAACAAGAUUGCACGCGCCCCUGAUGGCAAUGGAGGCCUCUACAGGGCUCUUAGGGAAAAGAACGUUUUGGAAGAUAUGGAGCGCCGAGGAAUCAAGUAUGUCCACGUGUACUGUGUUGAUAAUAUUCUAGUCAAGAUGGCAGAUCCUAUCUUCAUCGGGUACUGUCUGUCUAAGGGGGCUGACUGUGGAGCCAAAGUGGUGGAAAAGGCAUUCCCAACAGAAGCUGUCGGUGUUGUCUGCAAAGUGGAUGGGAUCUACCAGGUUGUAGAAUACAGUGAAAUUACACUCAAGACUGCACAGAAGCGGAACCCAGACGGCAGGCUCACCUUCUCUGCCGGAAACAUCUGUAACCAUUUCUUCACCACAGAGUUUUUGAAAAAUGUUGUGUAUGGUGACUACGAGGCCAGCAUGAAACACCAUGUUGCUAAGAAGAAGAUUCCCAUGGUAACUAACGAGGGCAAGACGGUUAAGCCCGAGAAGCCCAAUGGAAUUAAGAUGGAGAAGUUUGUGUUUGACGUCUUUCAGUUCUCCAACACUUUGGCCGUGUGGGAAGUAAUUCGUGAGGAUGAGUUCGCCCCCCUCAAGAAUGGAGACGGAGCAGAGAAGGACACACCCACCACCUGUCGUCAUGCCCUCUUCUCACUCCACCAUCGCUACCUUCUGAACGCAGGCGGCACCCUCAUCGAUUCCGAAGGAGAGCCUCUGCCUCUCAUCCCUAGGCCAGAGGACAGACCGGUAACAGUAGUGAACAGCCCUGCUGCUGCACCAAAAUGCCCUACCACAGAAAAUGCCAACACUGAAUUUAACAAUAAUGAUGCCCAAAAGGAGAUGCGAUGGGAUGAGUGCCCGGUGGUGGUUGAAAUUUCGCCUCUUGUGUCCUAUGCUGGUGAGGGACUGGAUAAGCUCGUGGCCAACAAGAAGUUUACGUGUCCACUCAGUCUCAGCGAACCAGCCAAGAAGAUUGAAGCAUAAGAAAGUGCGGAGAAUGCCUACCUUGUGAACCUUUGUCAAUAUUCUCUUUUUGACAGCUGCAAUUUCACAUUUCAAGCAAAAAAUAAUUUUUCACGUGAAAAGGAGCUUGUGUAAAUUCCAAAUAUCAUUAGCAUCUAGUGAGAUUGCUUUAGCUAGAAGUAUACAUGUGUGUUUUGGCUUGAUGGGAAGCAGUGUGUUCUGUCACAUUUAGAUCGCUCAAUCACAAAAUCUCUACACUGUUAGCUGAGGAUAUGCAGCAGAAGUUGCAGAAGUAAAUGUUACAAAUAAUUGUACACAGUUACAUUCACUUGAAUUGGCAGAAAUGUGAUGUCCAUGUUCAUAUCAUGCAUUCUCAUAGUGAAUAAUUCUGAUUGCAUUUCCAGUAUUAAGUGGCAGAAUAAUCAUAAAAUUGAAAUGACUGAUGUUUGGAAAUUGCUGGUGAUGGUAUUUUGAUUGCUUUGCAAUCAUAGCAAUUAUUUGUAACACUUGAUUACUUUUUGUGCAUUUUAGAUGACAGAGUUUUAACUAUAACUGUCAUCAAUCCAUUGGGUAAAAGAGGUUAUUUAUAGGUAAUAUUUUUUUAGAUUUUAGUUGGCUGCAAAUUAUCUUGUGGUUGUAGGUAAGGGAAUUUGUUCAUUCUUGUGCCUUACAUAAACAUUGAAGUCAUGCAUUAUAAGAAAGAGUAUUGCAAAGUGUAUUACAUGAUAUCAUCUUCAUUUCAUUAUCAUCAAGAUUCAUAAGAUACUGUACUUAAAGAGAAAAACAAAAAAUAUAUGACUAGGUUUUAAAUCUUCACUUCAGAUAAUGAAAUAAAUAUGUGGCAGUGAAUUGGUCAUUAUUGGACUAGCACAAAAAGUAAGACAAAGAAUUUUAUCUAAGAGAGACAGAUAAUUAUUUUAUUGUAGGUUUUAUCUUGAAGACCAUACACAUUUUUUCUGCAAUGGAAUUCUCAUUUUGAAUUGUCAUUACACACUAAUAUCCCGUGAGUUUUCUUUGUGCACUAUCAACAUUGUUUUUUUUUUUUUUUUAACCAUGACAGAUUUUUAUACAUAUGAAUUGUAUAAUAUUGUUAUUUUAUGUACAGCUUCUGAUUUAUACUUUGGUGUAAAGUUCUCUUUUAUUGUUUGUAUCACCAGAUGAUUUAGUGACAUUCCAAAAGGUAGAGGUAUACAGUACAUGAAGACCUUUUUGUCAUAUAUAACACCGUAAAUUAUGACUCAUGGCCUAUAGAGUUUUUAUGUGCAUAAUACUUGUAUAAGGAAAAACCAAAGGUACUCUUUUCACCUUUGUACCCUCAAUGUUUUUCACCUUUGCAUAUAUUAAAUAUAACAGAAGUACAAAGAAGUCUCCUGCAUCACAGGUAAAGGAGGUAUAAAAAAGCUGGUUGUACACAGUGUUUUGUACUGUAGUAAUACCUUAGUAUUUUUGUUGUAUAGUGUGGCUAGUAAUGGAAUAAAUCUCACUUUGCAUCUUUUAUAGUCAUUCUAUACUGGGGAAAUGAGAAAUAUGAUAGAAUACAUUGUAACAACAUUCAGCCAUUAUACUUGUGUGGAAAGUCAAAAACUCUUACCCUACAAGCAAUAUGUUAAUUAUAUGGCUUCUGUCAUAGGAUCCCAAUUCUUAAAAAUAUUCUCCAGCAAUGUAUAAAUACAAGUAAAGGGGCAACCAGUAAAAUUUAAACACAUUAGUAGUAGAAACACUUGUUGCAUCAUCCAUUACUACAGCCAUGGGAACAAGUGAGUAGCAUUUGUAUUUUGAGAGCAAGUUUGCAGGUGUUAUAUGUAUGGUUGAAUAACAUGACUGUGUGCACAAGUGAUUGUAACUGUUUUAGUCAGCUUGUAAUUCUCUAUUACAAGCACUACAGUUAGGACACCUUCCAUUAUCCAUUCAGUAUUUUUUUUUGUUACUUACAAAAAUCUCUGGUACUUACAUAUUGGAAUUUUAUGAUUUUGCAAAUGGCAAAAGUAAAAAUGUAUUUAGUCCUGUGUGUACAUAUCUUUUAAAUGGGACAUACUUGUUUUUCUUAUUUUUAUAGAGAAAUCCUGACUUUUAACUCUUCAUAUAUCUAAAACUGGUUGUAUGUUAAAUAAUUAUCUAUAUUUUUAAAUUUCUUACUUUGUUUAAUGAUUCUAUCUUAUUCAUCUACAGUGUCACCAUUCUUUAUAUACUGCAAACAAAUCAACACAAGAAAGUGUAGUGUGGAUAUAAUUAUAUAUAUAUAUAUAUUUGAUUUUUUCAAGAGGACCAUCCAGUUUUUCAACUACAAACAAAAUUAUCAGUAUCAGAGGUACAAGAAUAUUUUGGGGAGUGUGAUUAGCAUACCAUGCGUACCAAGACCAAAAGGGCACUUUCGUUUUGUUUUGUAGUAGAAUCAGUGUGCAAUAUCGCUUGUGUAUUUGAGGAAAAUAUAGGAGUCUACUUGUGAAUUCACCACAUUAGAAAUACAGUGAAGUCAAGACAGUCAAUACCAGUUGUUAAAAAAAUGGUUAUAUCUAAUAUAAAAUGGUUGUCAUGAAAUCAUUGUAUUGAUUUUUGCCUUAUAGGCAAGUGAUUUACUGUAAUCUUAAUUAAAAUACAGAUUGCCAAUUAUC